AGUUUGAGAGGCACUGACGCAAGUGACAAAUUCCUUCUAAACAAGAAAGCGAUCGUUCAAUUGCGUCUUUGGCGACAGCUGUCAACUAGAACUUUCAAAAUAGAAGGAAUUCUUUUUAUGGUGCCCCGAGAAAAGUUAUUUAAAUGUCGAAAUUAGGAGGAGAAUUAGCAAAUUUACCGGAAUGUUGGUCGGACGAUACUCGAAUGGACGUGCUUUUCUCGCCCUUCCGACCCAGAAAGGUGAAUCCAGAGAACUACGACGGCAAACUCAAGUUCUGGAAGGACAUGAUCGUGCGAUUUUGCAAUGAAAAGGGUUCGCCUUGCGUCUGUCAACGAGAGUUGAAAUGGGCAUUUCGACGAAAGGACAAGUUGCCGUGCGCAGUAGAAACUGUAAUGGCCGAUCUAGUUGCUAGUAAGACGUUAAGACCGCAGUCAGACUUCAUAAACGACCCGCAAAAUACCUGGUCGGGGUGGCUGGUGAAUAGCUUCGUGAGGAAACCUCUGCAAUGGGGCUUGCCCAGGUUUCAAGCACCCACAGAACCGCAGGACGUUCAAUAUAUUCACUUGGAUGUGCUGAAAUCGCAGUCGAAGGACCUUAAAAAGAUUUUGGAGAAAUUUGCCGGCACCGUCGUCACUUUUGAUAAAAUUUCGGAAACUCAGGGAGUUGAGCUGAGCAAAGAAGGACUAUUUAUAAACCUUCUUAAUUUGCAGAGCAUGGAGAAAGUGUAUUUGGAAUUCAAAGUAGUGGACGGGCAGCGACGCAUCUAUCUAGUCAAAAUACCAGAAAAACACUCAGCUGCCACCCCAAUAACCGACGCGGACAAGGCAAUAUUUGCUUUAGAACAAACAGAGGCGGAUCUCUUGCAAACUAUGGAGGAAAUUGAAACAGAAGUCGUGAAAUUUGACCGACUGGCAAGGGAAAACGUAAGACAAGGGAAGAGAGUUGUAGCCAAGUCGUACUUGCGAAAGAAGCAUAAAUGGGAAAGCAAUUUAGAAAAACACAGCAAAGCUUUAGAUAACGUGCAAACUCUGCUUGCUCGCAUACAUGAUACUCGAGGCAACGAAUCGAUUUUGGAUGCCUACUCGAUAGGGUCGAAAACGCUGAAAUCCCUGCUUUCAAGUUCUAAAUUGAAUACAGACAGCAUCGAUGAAGUAGUGGACACAAUCAAGGAAACUCUAGAGAUACACGACGAAGUGGAACAAUCAAUCUCCUCUGUUCAGCCUAUGGACAAAGCUGAAGAGCAAGCUCUCGAACAGGAACUUCAAAAUCUGAUGCUCGAUAACGUGUCUGCUGCCAAUGACAAGGAAGACAUUAGCGUGAAGCCGGAGGAACUCCCUGCGGUGCCGACAAGUACUGUCCAGCUGCCUCCGCCCGAUCAGAUCACUGACCAAGAAUUGCUUAAACAUUUAGAAAGUUUACAAAUUGAAUUGGGUUCCCUUUCGAGUGAUAAUAUUGUGGAAGAUAAUAAGAUUUAAUGUGCUACUGGGGCGUGGAGUGAUUUUUAAUGAACAAUGAUUUAGAAUAAGUAAGAAAUUUUCUAUCGAAUAAAUUGACUAUUGAGAA
This is a messenger RNA of Hermetia illucens (black soldier fly), 1563 nucleotides long. RefSeq names its product charged multivesicular body protein 7. Gene Ontology annotation, cellular component: ESCRT III complex; multivesicular body. The record is from RefSeq and is a predicted model, not a curated record. The transcript is spliced from 5 exons. Gene Ontology annotation, biological process: vesicle budding from membrane; late endosome to vacuole transport via multivesicular body sorting pathway. Lineage: Eukaryota; Metazoa; Arthropoda; Insecta; Diptera; Stratiomyidae. The coding region runs from base 144 to 1475 and encodes 443 amino acids.